AUGAACAGGCUUCCUCCGGUUGAUACAGGUGUACAUCGGCUCACCCACGUCAGCCCUGCACCCUCCCUCGAUAUCUCGGGCGAUCAAUACAUAGCCAAGAGGAGGGAUACAAACGUAAAGGCGUACCCGGGACGGCCUACAUUCCAGCGCAGCUUCUCCAAACCCACUCAAUUACUACUGCAAUCGACCGAGAACUACUCUCUCCUCCAUGGGAUCCUUGCCGACGAUGACUCCCGGCGGAUCUUCUACUUUAUGAUCUUAAAUUUGUGUUUUAUGGUGGUUCAAUCAACAUAUGGCGUCUUGACGGGAUCUUUAGGGUUGAUCAGCGACAGCAUACACAUGUUCUUUGACUGUGUUGCCUUACUGGUUGGCGUUUGUGCGGCAGUCAUGAGCAAAUGGCCUCCUAGCAUCAAGUUUCCCUACGGCUAUGGCAAGAUUGAUACUCUGGCAGGCCUCGGCAAUGGGAUUUUCCUAAUGCUUAUCAGUAUUGAAAUUGUAUAUGAAGCAAUCGAGCGGCUAUUUUCCGGUGCCGAUGUCAGCCGUACGAUGGAACUCCUCGUGGUCAGCACCAUUGGUUUGGUUGUGAACCUCGUCGGUAUCUUCGCCUUUCACGGGGCGCACGGUCAUGGCCAUGGAGAUCAUGGGCACGACCACGACCACAAUCAUGGCAAUCACGGCCACAGCCACGACCACGACCACGAUCACGACCACGAUCACGACCACAAACAUGGCCAUGGCCACAGCGAGGCAGAGACGCCGCUGACGGCGUCUGCAUCCCCAGUCAAAGGCAAGAAGGCAGCAAGCGGCCACCAUCAUGGAGGCGAGAAUAUGCAAGGCAUUUACCUCCACAUCAUGGCCGACGCCCUUGGGUCAGUGGCUGUGGUUGGAUCGACCGUGCUCGUCCGUCUGACCGGUUGGAGCGGAUUCGAUCCGCUGGCAUCGUGCAUCAUUGCGGUGCUGAUCUUCGCCUCCACGAUCCCUCUGGUGACAUCGACGACCAAGAUUCUUCUGCUGUCCCUGAACUCCGACAUCGAGUACAACCUGCGUGGGAUCCUCAGCGGCGUUGCCGAGAUCCGAGGUGUGGCCGGGUAUACUGUGCCGAAGUUCUGGCUGGAAGACAUCAAGAAAGAACCAGGUCACCACCACGGGCAUUCGCAUUCCCAUGGUCACGAUCACGGUCAUAACCACGGCCACUCCCACAAGGAUAGUGAUGGAACAGCCUGUAGCGGCGGGGCCGAAGACCCGACUGUGGUAGGAGUCAUCCAUGUCAUUGCCGCGCAGACGGCCGAUCUCGAGGACGUCAGGCAGAGAGUGGACAUGUAUCUACGUUCGCGGAAGAUGGAUGUCGUCAUUCAGAUGGAGCGCGAAGGCGAGAACAGAUGUUGGUGUGGUGGCGGACUGAAAUCAUGA
Messenger RNA from Capronia epimyces CBS 606.96, 1410 nucleotides. RefSeq lists its product as uncharacterized. Gene Ontology annotation, molecular function: zinc ion transmembrane transporter activity. Gene Ontology annotation, biological process: zinc ion transport; transmembrane transport; intracellular zinc ion homeostasis. Gene Ontology annotation, cellular component: membrane; Golgi apparatus. NCBI's taxonomy places the organism in Eukaryota, Fungi, Ascomycota, Eurotiomycetes, Chaetothyriales, Herpotrichiellaceae. The record is from RefSeq and is a predicted model, not a curated record. Bases 1 to 1410 code for a protein of 469 amino acids. The transcript has a single exon.